AAGAGACAAUAAUCAAUGUCUAUAUCUACUGAAGAUUUAUCAAUUGCUAAUACAUACGUACAGAAUUUUAUAAAUAUAACGGACUCUCUAUCCAAUGAUAUUCAAAAGAACAUUAGUGAAAUAUUUGAAUAUGAUUCCAAGUUUAAUGAUUUAAUAGAGAAUAUUAAAGAAGAAAAAGAAAAGAAUGAAAAUGAUGAAUUAGUUGUUACUAAAAAAAGUUAUGAUAAGCUUGAAAAGCUAUUUGACAAAUUGCAAGAUAUUGGUGAUGAAAAAUUGAAACUCUCUUCUAGUAUAUUUGAAAUUAUUGACGCAAAUGUAAAACUUUUAAAUAACGACAGAAAAGCUAUAGAAAUGAAUGAAUCACUCAAGAACAUAUUUUUCAAUUUGCCAACUGACCAAAUAAAACUGCCUCAAAUUAUAAAUCAACCCACCAAAUCUCAUAUAUUAUAUAAAAAAAUGAACUCAUCACCUUAUAAUCCUUAUUACACUAAUACUUUUUCAUCAGCUAACAAUACCCCUAUGUAUAGCAUUUGUAGCCCUAUGACAGAUUUAGAUGAUAUUAAUUCACAUAAAAGCAUCAGCAAUUCCCCCUAUUAUUCUCCUACUCAAAAUAUAAUUGCCAACAAUUCCAUACAAAACUUACCAUACUAUUAUUAUGGACAUCUGAAUAACAAAUUUUAUAAUGAUCCAGAAUAUUUUUCUGCUAAAAACUUAUCAUACAAGCAUUCAAAUUUACAUUUUCUUGAUAGUAGCCUGAAUAAUUCUCAUAUUGAUGAAAAAAAUAAAAUUAAGAUUGAUGAAUUAACUACCAAUGGUAGAUCUAAGAGACAUAGGAGAAUUAAAGGGGUCAGCUCUAGCCGAAGUCAAAUAGAUUCUCAUUACAUUUAUGGGGAUAGUCAAAGAUUUCAAUUGCUCACAAACCAAAACUUUAAGGAUCUUAAUAGUUAUAAAGAUUAUGAAUAUUCAGAUAAUGAAGAUCAAAAUGAGCUACCAAAUAUUAAAUCCAAGAAUAUUGGCCUUAGUUACGAAAAUGACAUUGAUGAUCCUUCAAAAAAUUCCUCCUUUUACACUAAAAAAUAUAAAAAGCAUCAAUCAAACCAAGAAGAUAACAUGAAUCGAAUAGAUGCAAUAAAAGCAAAGAGAAAGAAAAAGAAGAGAAAGGAAUUAUUGGAGGAAAAAUCCCUAACCUUCAAUGGCAAAAGCCCAAAUAUAUAUGCCCAGAGCUAUGGCAAACCUUACAACACUUCUUAUUCCACCAAGCAUCCAAUCGAAAGAGACCCAACUACGGAAAACAAUAUGGAAGUUAAUAAGGAUUUCCAGGAUAAUAUCAGAAGCGUCGCUUUAUCGAAUUCGAAACUUAGCAAUUCCCUUCCAGCCUCGUACUCAAGGAACAAGAAAUCGCCUCGUCCUAUUUACACCAAUUCGUCCACAUCUACUAUCCCACUUUUAAACACCAGUUCUAGCAAAUUAAACACUUCUAUUAGCAGCGAAUAUAAAAAUAGCACUAAAAAUUGUGGUAGCACACCAAAUUCUACGAACAUGAAGAACAAAUUUGACGCGCUCAAGAAAAGGCUCUACUUGCUCAAUAAUUCAAAGACCCUUUCCUCUCCUCGUAACAAUAAUAACAAGCCCGCCAGUGACCGGACCCGUUACGCCAAACGGUUUUCCAAGAGAGCCGAGCACGAGAGUGCGCCACAACCUCUCUCCGAAAAUAAUUUGGCGCCAGAUUUAGAGAUCGCCGCUGUUCAUUCCGAACAUAGCGAGCACGAUGACGAUUUAGAUUCCUCUUCCGGCUCUAGAUCACUCGCGUCGGAUGAAAAUUCUAAGCGCAAGAAAAAACGCGCCAAAAGACGUUUUUGCGCUAAAAAGUCUCGAGAGGAGUUGAACGUUGCCUUACGUAGGAACAAUCGGGAAAGCGAAGAGGAUGCAGAUUGCAAAGAAGAAAUCACCGAAAGAAGACAAGAAAAUUCGGUCAGAGAGAAGAACGCGAAAGAAGAGAACGAAGAAGAUGAGGAGAAUGAGGAAGACGAUGACAACGAAGAAGAAACUUAUUUUUUAGGCAAGCCCGUCGAUCCCGACGAGCCCAUAUAUUGUUUAUGCCAAAGGGUCAGCUACGGAGAAAUGAUUGGUUGCGACAACCCAGCUUGUGUCAUUGAAUGGUUUCACUUCGAAUGCGUUUCCCUUACACACAAACCUAAGGGGAAAUGGUUCUGCCCCAGGUGUAGGAAAGAUGGCGUUGGUAAAAUAUCAAAAUUUACUUGAGUCCUCGUGGUUAGCGAAAAAUCCAUAUUUGGAUCUCACAAGUCAUGAAAUUAAUUCAUGGUAAACUAAUAAAAAAAAAUUCACAGAGCGAACAUAUUUUGUUAAUUCCCGAUUCGAUUUUUAAAAUUUUUAAAGAAAUAUUAUUUCUAUAAUUAAGUCUGUCCAAAGUCAAACAUUUUUUCCUUAAAAAAUAUAUAUUAAUUCAUUAAUAAUUGAUGCCUAGUAUUUAUAUAAAUAUUUAUA
Molecule: messenger RNA, 2505 nt
Organism: Gordionus sp. m RMFG-2023
Lineage: Eukaryota; Metazoa; Nematomorpha; Gordioida; Chordodea; Parachordodidae
Product: metacaspase-2-like
Exons: 4
Coding region: 16-2262 (748 amino acids)
Biological process (GO): positive regulation of DNA-templated transcription
Cellular component (GO): nucleus
Source: RefSeq, a predicted model, not a curated record